ACUUGUAGUUCAAGAAGACAAAUUAUCAUUAAUUGAAGAACAAAAUACAUGAAAAUGGAAGCAACUGAGAUCAUAUUCCUUUUGUUUUUUGGUCAAAAGAGAAGAUAUAUGGAAUAGCAUUAGCUUCUUCAAAUGAAGAAAACACCAGCCCCCAGUUUGCAUAAAUCUAACCAAAGAAAAAAGAAUGUUGGAUUCCAAGAUAGAGGUGCAGCCAAUGGUACACAGAGUCACCAUGUUGAGAGCCAUUCUGCUCUGGCAUAUUUCAAGUCUUCCUUCAAGAAAUUUUUUACAUUGUUUCUCUCUGGGAAGCGAAAAACAGACUCAGAAGCUGCUGAAAGUGAUGACAGAAAGAAUACACACAAAGUUAGAGGGGUAUCAUCUUCCACGGAUGUAUCAUCUGAUAGUUCCAAGAGUUCAUCAAAAAGGGUGUUUUCUCAUUGCUCUGCAUCAUCUGGCACUGCAAGUAGUAAGCUUGGAAUGGGAAACUUCACCUUUGAGGAGAUUUACAAGGCAACAGCAAAGUUCUCUCUAGAGAAUAAGAUUGGGGAAGGCGCGUUUGGAACAGUGUAUAAGGGAAAGCUUAAUGAUGGAACCCUUGUGGCUGUAAAGCGUGCCAAGAAGGAUUUACUAAACAAGAACUUAGCUGAGUUCAAGAAUGAAAUAAACACCUUGUCGAAAAUUGAGCACAUUAACCUUGUAAGGUGGUAUGGAUAUUUGGAGCAUGGACAUGAAAAGAUUAUUGUUGUUGAAUAUAUUAGUAAUGGAACUCUUCGGGAACAUUUAGAUGGUAUUCGGGGAGAUGGACUAGAAAUUGGUGAGCGUCUAGACAUAGCAAUUGACAUAGCUCAUGCAAUUACUUACCUUCAUAUGUACACAGAUCAUCCAAUUAUUCAUAGAGACGUCAAAGCAUCAAAUAUCUUAAUCACCGAUAAACUAAGGGCCAAAGUUGCAGACUUCGGUUUUGCUCGGUUGGGACCAGAAGACCCUGGUGCAACCCAUAUUUCAACUCAAAUUAAAGGAACAGCUGGUUACAUGGAUCCUGAUUACAUGCGAACGCGACAUCUCUCCGAAAAGAGUGAUGUUUAUUCCUUCGGCGUGCUGCUUGUUGAAAUGAUGACAGGAAGAUAUCCAGUUGAACCACAGAGACCUCCCAAUGAGAGAGUUACAAUUAAAUGGGCAAUGCAGUUGUUGAGACAAAAAGAAGUUGUGAUUGCCAUGGAUCCAAGAUUGAGUAGAAAUCCAACCUCCAACAAGGCAGUGCAAAAGGUUCUCAAGCUAGCUUUCCAAUGCCUUGCACCGGUGAGACGAUCACGACCAUCUAUGAAGAGUUGUGCAGAGGUUCUAUGGGAGAUCCGUAAAGAUUUUAAAGAAAAAGCAUUUUCUCAUCCUCCUCACCAUUCUGCAGAUUUCCCUCAAAGAGAUGCUAGGAAGAAUAGACAUAAGACAUAUGGUAUUGAAGACAGUAAAGGCUAUAAAUUUGUAUUUGCAUAAAAAAUUUCACAUUUGAAGUUUGUUCAUUGAUUGUUCUUAUAGUCAAAACAUGUCUAAUUUAGAUCUUGUUUGUAUUAAUGUUCAUUACUUGAAGCUGUUAGUUUCUUGAGAUUUUACCCUCUUCCAUUUUGAAAUUCUCAAGUUUUUAAAAUAUUGAGACUGGAAGGUAUGGUUUGUUUGUGGCCUAAAUGGGUGACAUUAGAAAAUAAAGGAAAAAAAUCAGCAGCUUGGAUUUCAGUGUAUA
Molecule: messenger RNA, 1735 nt
Organism: Glycine soja
Lineage: Eukaryota; Viridiplantae; Streptophyta; Magnoliopsida; Fabales; Fabaceae
Product: calmodulin-binding receptor-like cytoplasmic kinase 2
Exons: 6
Coding region: 133-1491 (452 amino acids)
Biological process (GO): protein phosphorylation
Molecular function (GO): ATP binding; protein kinase activity
Source: RefSeq, a predicted model, not a curated record